CCUUGUGAUUUGUUUUAAGAUGCAACUAAGCCUAUGAUUUGAAAAUUUCAGUAGUCAGAUGAACCUAUUACCAGCUUAUUCAUGUGGAUUCUGAAGUUAAUGUAUCUCUUUCGGCUGUUUGGAUGAACCGUUUCAUCUGUUUUAAGAUGCAAUUUUAGCUGAUGAUUUAAAAUUUGAUGCAUUUCAAACUGUGAGAUUUAGUUAACUCCGUGAAUCAUUUGGUAGUAUGUUCAUCUGACUACUGUUGUUUGCAUCAAUUAAUUUUGAUUUUGAAGUUUAUAUCUAUCGUCAUAGUUUUCAAAUAGUUCUGGAUUCCCUAAACGAAAAAUGAAUCUGAUUUGAGAAUGUGAUAUUAUUUUUUGAAUAUGCAAAUACCUGUUUGUCUAAUAUUUGCAUUCAAAGUAUCUACAUAAAGGCUGCAAUGGAUGUGUAGUCAGUAGUAAUUAGGUAUGGUAUAACACUAGAACCCAACAGGAUGUGUAGUCAGUAGUCAUUAAGCUCUCUUUUUCAUUUGUAUUUUAUGUUUUUAUCAUUGUAAGAUAAACAUAAUAUGAAUAAAUUCAUUUAUAACAAUUGUUGGCUCUAUGUGUUCUUUAGGGUCUGACAUGGCAGCCACAUCAGCAAGUGCGUUCUCAAUCAGAUCAACCAUAUCCCAUGGCUCGAAAGCUAGCCCGCUUUCACAGUCGAAGACAUGUGGCAUGAAUAUCAGUUUCAACUCUCAAAACAAUAUCAAGAGUUUCACAGGCCUCACGUCAUCCUUCUUAGCCAAGGAAAAACAAACGCUUUUGAUGAGCUUUAUAGUUGAUGAUACAAACGGUGAAACGCAAGAUGAUGACAUCACCAGCGAAGAUAGCGAGUCAGAUGAUGCCGAUGAUCAUUUCGAUCCCGUUUGUGCGAUAUGUGAUAAUGGUGGCAGGCUUACAUGAGUCAAAACGAAUAUAAAUGUGAAAAUUGUCAGUAUAGUCUGCACCAGUACUUUGUCUGUGGUGAACUAGGGUCUUCUGAUAAAUCUGCAAAU
This is a messenger RNA of Helianthus annuus (common sunflower), 1018 nucleotides long. RefSeq lists its product as uncharacterized. The record is from RefSeq and is a predicted model, not a curated record. The transcript has 3 exons. Lineage: Eukaryota; Viridiplantae; Streptophyta; Magnoliopsida; Asterales; Asteraceae. The coding region runs from base 585 to 926 and encodes 113 amino acids.